GCUCUCCCGCGUCGCCAAGCUUCGUCCUUCCAGCCAAGGAAACGUAGCGAUACGUCAUGUGCGGGGGAGCGAUCCUCGCCGAGCUCGUCCCCGCGCGGGUGCACCGGCCGCUCACGGUCGCCACGCUCUGGCCGGCGGCCGACAGCGGGGCCACCGCCGGCGGCAAGAGGAAGGCGGCCGACGUCGACGAGCUCGAGACCGUCACCGACGACGAGGAGUUCGAGGCCGAGUUCCAGCUUUUCGUGGACGACGACGAGCCGUCUCCGGCCGCCUCGCCGGAAUCCGGCGGCCGCAGGUCCAGGGCUGCCCCUUCUCCUGCAGUUUCAGGGCGCUCCGUUUGCACGAGCCCGGCUCCGCGCGUGAACAAGUACAGGGGCGUCCGCUACCGCCGGUCGGGGAGGUGGGCGGCGGAGAUCAGGGACCCGCGGCAGGGGCGGCGCGCCUGGCUCGGCACCUUCUGCUCCGCCGAGGAGGCCGCCCGGGCGUACGACCGCGAGGCCCGCCGGAUCCGCGGGAAGAGCGCGCGGCUCAACUUCCCGCUCCUGGACGAAGGCCGCCGCCAGAGGCGGACCGCGCCGGCGCCGGCCAUGGCCAUCGACCUCAACCUGCCGGCCGUCUCCGACGACGACACCAUGGAUGCUGACGACGAUUCCGACGACGCUCACCGUUCAGCGAUGGGCGGUGAGGCGGUGCAGAGCACGCUGGCGCGGAUCAAGGAACUGAUCACACAGCAGGGUCCUCACGGAGAGAGGAUCGUGCCGGAACUGAAGAUGAACGGAGCGGCCGGGGCGUUGCAGUACGCGGCGCUGAUCGCCGAAUGCAGCCGUCAGAUGGAGGGGAUUGCUGCCCUGCGGAGAGACCUCGAGACACGCGAGAGGCAGCUUGUCCGGCUGGUUUCAAAUGUUAUGCUUCGUUGAUCACUAACAGUUCACUUUUGAAUACCAUUUCAGCCCUGAUGAGUGUAAAAAUGAAGCUGAGAGGCAUGAUGAAGGGCGUGACAAACAGUUCACUUUUGAAUACCAUUUCAGCCCCCACUUUGAUUACAGUGUGCUCUUUGUUCAGAAAAUUAUGUACACCAGCAUCUACGGUGAUGGUCCUGCUGAGAGAUUAAUGUCUUUGUUUAUCCUUAGAAUUCUUGUGUUGUUUUUAGUCAUCAAGAUGUUGACUUCCAUGAAAGUUUAUCUCCGAUCCACAUAGCUGUAUACUUUUAUGAAAAAUGGUGGCUUGUAAAUUUCUCUUUGCUCUGGGUAUUAAGAUCGAUUAGCAUCUUUAGUGAGUAAUUAGUCUUUGUUUCACAGGGCCCUCCAAACAUCCUGUUUUUAGAGGGAAGUUGUAAUUGGCGCCACUGGCGCUGCUGUAAACUCUCUCCUUCUUAUCAAUACAUGCUGGACAAUGUUCCAGGUCUUUCAAAAAACAAA
Molecule: messenger RNA, 1418 nt
Organism: Panicum virgatum (switchgrass)
Lineage: Eukaryota; Viridiplantae; Streptophyta; Magnoliopsida; Poales; Poaceae
Product: ethylene-responsive transcription factor 1-like
Exons: 3
Coding region: 57-917 (286 amino acids)
Biological process (GO): regulation of DNA-templated transcription; ethylene-activated signaling pathway
Molecular function (GO): DNA binding; DNA-binding transcription factor activity
Source: RefSeq, a predicted model, not a curated record